Molecule: messenger RNA, 1916 nt
Organism: Sorghum bicolor (sorghum)
Lineage: Eukaryota; Viridiplantae; Streptophyta; Magnoliopsida; Poales; Poaceae
Product: triosephosphate isomerase, cytosolic
Exons: 13
Coding region: 196-1704 (502 amino acids)
Biological process (GO): glycolytic process; glyceraldehyde-3-phosphate biosynthetic process; gluconeogenesis
Cellular component (GO): cytosol
Molecular function (GO): triose-phosphate isomerase activity
Source: RefSeq, a predicted model, not a curated record
UUCCGCCCUGCCAUCGGCGCACGCAGCAUAUCCAAAGUUCUUUCUUCCGCCGCAAGAAGCCCAGCCGGCGCCACCUGUUUGUCUGCCUCGAUAUAACCGCCCAUCUCGAUUCGAUCGCGAAGUCACCAUUCACCAACCAAAGUCCAGUGUCUCCAUCGCGGCUGCCACGCCUCUCGCGCACGCGCAGGACGACCAAUGGCUUCCAGGAAGUUCUUCGUGGGCGGCAACUGGAAAUGCAACGGCACCGGCGAGGACGUGAAGAAGAUCGUCACCGUCCUCAACGAAGCCGAGGUGCCCACUGAGGACGUCGUCGAGGUGGUGGUGAGCCCGCCUUUCGUUUUUCUGCAGCAGGUCAAGGGGCUGCUGCGGCUGGACUUCGCUGUCGCAGCGCAGAACUGCUGGGUGCGCAAGGGCGGCGCCUUCACCGGCGAGAUCAGUGCUGAGAUGCUGGUGAACCUGCAGGUGCCCUGGGUCAUUUUGGGGCAUUCUGAGCGCAGAGCUCUGUUGGGUGAAUCCAGUGAUUUUGUUGCUGAUAAAGUUGCAUAUGCACUCACCCAAGGUCUCAAGGUAAUUGCUUGCAUUGGUGAGACCCUUGAGCAGAGAGAGGCAGGAACGACAAUGGAUGUUGUUGCUGCACAAACAAAGGCUAUUUCUGAAAAAAUAUCAGAUUGGACAAAUGUUGUGUUGGCGUAUGAACCAGUUUGGGCUAUUGGGACCGGCAAGGUUGCAACCCCUGCUCAGGCUCAGGAGGUUCAUGAUGGUCUAAGAAAGUGGCUUCACUCCAAUGUUAGCCCAGCAGUUGCUGAAUCGACCAGGAUAAUUUAUGGAGGGUCUGUAAAUGGAGCUAACUGCAAAGAACUUGCAGCUCAAGCAGAUGUUGAUGGGUUCCUUGUUGGUGGAGCCUCAUUGAAGCCUGAGUUCGUGGACAUCAUCAAGUCUGCCACUGUCAAAUCUUCAUUAGUAGGAUUAAAGGCGUGUGUUCUCUCUGCUUUAACUCGGCGAUGGCGAGCCUUGUGCGACCGCUUCAGAGCUUUGACUUGGACAGAGCCCAGCCAUGGCAGCCGGAGCGAGGCGCCGAUAAAUACGCGCGCCCGCGCCCGGUCACGCAUCUUAGCUAAGCCUUGUCCCUUGUUAGUUACAGCCGGUAGAGUAUUGACUAGAGCGGGAGGAAAGAGCAUCUCCAAUCCAACGCCGGCGCCGAGGGAGAAGGAAAGGAGGGGAACGAUCGGAACGAGCAUGGGGAAGGGCGUCCUGGAAGUGCACCUCGUCGACGCCAAGGGCCUCUCCGGCAGCGAUUUCUUAGGGAAGCUGGACCCCUACGUGAUCGUGCAGUACCGGAGCCAGGAGCGCAAGAGCAGCGUCGCCCGAGACCAAGGGAGGAACCCGUGCUGGAACGAGGUGUUCAAGUUCCAGAUCAACUCCGCCGCGGCCAACGCGCAGCACAAGCUCAUCCUCCGCAUCAUGGACCACGACAACUUCUCCAGCGACGACUUCCUCGGCGAGGCGACGAUCGACGUGACGGACAUCGUCGGCCUGGGCACGGAGCGCGGCACGUACCACCUCAACGCGGCCAAGCACAACGUGGUGCUCCCCGACAAGACGUACCACGGCGAGAUCAAGGUCGGCAUCACCUUCACCGCCACGCAGGUUCAGGAAGAUGGAGGAGCCAUUGGAGGAUGGAGGCACAGUAGCUUUAAUCAGUGAAAGGCGGCGAAGGCCGUGGUGAUGAACUCUCAAAAGUUCUUUGGUUGCUACUAGCUUGGUAGUGUUUUAGUUGAAUGUAUAGUUUUGUUUAUCUCCACGAGCACAUCUGUAAUUCUGUAUUGAAGAGUGGUUAAAACGGUCAGAUCCGUAUGACUUUUAAGACACCAUGAAUUUAGCAAUUGUUGAUAGACAGACUCUUCUUUUGUGGAGCA